Molecule: messenger RNA, 1269 nt
Organism: Neomonachus schauinslandi (Hawaiian monk seal)
Lineage: Eukaryota; Metazoa; Chordata; Mammalia; Carnivora; Phocidae
Gene: PPA2
Product: inorganic pyrophosphatase 2
Exons: 12
Coding region: 79-1104 (341 amino acids)
Biological process (GO): phosphate-containing compound metabolic process
Cellular component (GO): cytoplasm
Molecular function (GO): inorganic diphosphate phosphatase activity; magnesium ion binding
Source: RefSeq, a predicted model, not a curated record
CAGUAGGGGGCACCGGCGCGCAGCUGGGCCAGGGUCCCCCAGCGCCGCCCUGCGCGGAGCCCGACUGCCGUCGACGCCAUGCGCGCGCUGCUGCCGCUCCUGCGCACCGGCUGGGGCUGGCGCGCGGGGUGCCCCGCUGCCGCCCGCUUGCCCCGGGGAAAGAGUGCAGGGCCCGGGCCGCACCGCGCCAUGGCCUUCUACCGUACGGAGGAGCGCGGCCAGCCCUACUCCCCCGAUUACCGCCUCUUCUUCAAGAAUGUAGCUGGUCACUACAUUUCCCCCUUUCAUGAUAUUCCUCUGAAGGUGGACUCAACAGAGGAAAAUGGCAUUCCUACAAAGAGAGCACGAAAUGAUGAAUAUGAGAAUUUGUUUAAUAUGGUUGUAGAAGUACCUCGGUGGACAAAUGCUAAAAUGGAGAUUGCCACAAAGGAGCCAUUGAAUCCCAUUAAACAAGAUGCAAAGGAUGGCAAGCUACGCUAUGUGGCGAAUAUCUUUCCUCACAAGGGUUAUAUCUGGAAUUAUGGUGCCCUCCCACAGACUUGGGAAGAUCCCCAUCGAAAAGAUAAGAGUACAGACUGCUGUGGAGAUAAUGAUCCUAUUGAUAUUUGUGAAAUAGGCUCAAAGGUUCUUUCUUGUGGAGAGGUUAUUCAUGUGAAGAUCCUUGGAAUUUUGGCUCUUAUUGAUCAGGGGGAAACAGAUUGGAAAAUAAUUGCUAUCAAUGUGAAUGAUCCUGAAGCCUCAAAGUUUCAGGAUAUCGAUGAUGUUAAGAAAUACAAACCAGGUUACUUGGAAGCUACGCUUAAUUGGUUUAGAUUUUAUAAGGUGCCAGAAGGAAAACCAGAAAACCAGUUUGCUUUUAAUGGAGAAUUCAAGAACAAGGCUUUUGCUCUUGAAGUUAUUAAAUCUACUCAUGAAUGUUGGAAAACAUUGCUUAUGAAGAAGUGUGAUGGAGGGCCUAUAAAUUGCACAAACGUGCAGGUAUGUGACAGCCCUUUCCAUUGCACUCAAGAGGAAGCAAGAUCAAUAGUUGAACUGGUGUCAUCGUCACCAAAUAAGGGAAGAAAUAAAGAGGAAGAGCAAGUGUGGCACUUCCUUGGCAAGUGAUUCGAACAUUUGAAGUUCUGCCAUCAAGAUUCCAAUCUCCAGGAAUUCCACGACUCCCUCUCCCCCAAGUGCUAGCAACAGGCAGAUCUAUGAGAAUUUACUGAUUUCCUCUUGAAACUUUUUUCCCCCAGCGUUUUUUGAGAUAUACAAUAUGUAAAUAAAGAC